Molecule: messenger RNA, 1045 nt
Organism: Achroia grisella
Lineage: Eukaryota; Metazoa; Arthropoda; Insecta; Lepidoptera; Pyralidae
Product: triosephosphate isomerase-like
Exons: 6
Coding region: 157-909 (250 amino acids)
Biological process (GO): glycerol catabolic process; glycolytic process; glyceraldehyde-3-phosphate biosynthetic process
Cellular component (GO): cytosol
Molecular function (GO): triose-phosphate isomerase activity
Source: RefSeq, a predicted model, not a curated record
ACGAGUGUCUGUAUUGCAAUUAUAUUGCACUGUAAGCGUUUCCUAGUGCUUUCUCACAACGGUCAGACAUUUUUAAAUUAAUAUUUUAUUUAAAUAAAGAAUACUGCUGAAAAUAUUUUCGCUGCUUCUGGAAAAUAUUUGCCAUAAAUCAUCAAAAUGAGCCGUACCUUCAUUGUUUGUGGUAACUGGAAGAUGAACGGCGACACUGAGCAAACCCUCGACAUCAUCAAGAACUUGACUCAGCUUCCCCUGGAUCCUAACGUAGAGAUCGUGUUAGCCAUACCUUCAAUUUACAUAGCCUACGUGAAGACUAUGGUUCCUUAUAACGUUGCUUUGGCUGCGCAGAAUUGCUGGCGCACUGCUAAAGGCGCCUUUACAGGAGAAAUCUCUGGGCCUAUGAUCAAGGAUGUUGGCGCUGAAUGGGUGAUCCUUGGCCCCUCUGAAAGAAGAAUUAUUUUUAAGGAAGAUGAUGAUCUAAUUGCUGCUAAGGUGGAGCAUGCUCUGGAGUCUGGCCUGAAGGUAAUCGCCUGCGUCGGUGAGAAUCAGGAGCAAAAAGAUGCUGGUCUAACCGAAGAGGUUGUGACCAAGCAGAUUAAGGCUCUAGUGCCAGCUAUUGGCAACAACUGGCAGAAAGUUGUGCUGGCUUACGAGCCAGUUUGGGCAAUCGGUACUGGUGUGAGUGCUUCUCCUCAACAGGUUCAGGAAGUGCACGCGGCAAUCCGCAGCUGGCUGUCCACCAAUGUCAACAGUGAUGUGGCUGACAGCGUUCGUAUUCAGUACGGAGGGUCUGUGACUGAAGCCAAUGCCACGGAGCUAGCCGCUUGCGCAGAUGUCGACGGGUUCCUUGUAGGAAGCGCCAGCCUGAAGCCCGAGUUUGUCGACAUUAUUAACUCCUCUUAUUUCAUUUAAAUUCCUAGCUGUUUAUUCUCGUUUUAGAUGUAACUCCGCAGUUGCGGUAUAAUGUAGUAGUUUCACGACGUAAGUGUCGCCAUACGAAUUUGUGUAUUGAUUAGAAUUAGACGUAACUUGAAACUUAUGCCUCAUG